Symbiodinium sp. CCMP2456 is the source of this 435-nucleotide messenger RNA. The record is from the annotation of a GenBank genome assembly. Lineage: Eukaryota; Dinophyceae; Suessiales; Symbiodiniaceae.
GAGAAGACCACCGACUGGGGUGGGGGCGAUUCCUGGUCGGCUUGGACCUCAGCCACUUGGGGACAGCAUGGUUCGGGCGGGUCCCGUGGCUGGAAGUCAGGAGAAAAAGAUGCCGCUGAUUCGAGAGGUGAUUGGAGUGCCGGUUCUUGGCAAGGGUGGAAGCAGAAGCAGGGCUGGCCAAAGCCUGCGGCUAAGGCACAGAUCCAGCACCCUGGUGCUGGCUGGGGGGAUGAUCGAAAACGUCGCUGGGGGCAGGAUCCUGCCCCAGACGCCUGGACGGAUUACUGGCAGAUCGCCCGGCAAAACAAUGAGAAUGAUGAGUGGCGAGUGCAGUGCCCGGCAGGGGCUCGAGACGAGGGGAUUGUGCCAGUUCUCCUCACCCCCGAUGACAAGGAGAUCACUAGGCUUGCCGAUGACAUCCUUGCCUCCUUUCAG